AUGUUGCAGACCCUCCACAUGAUGCACCAGCCUCAGACGUCGACGUAUGAUCCAGCCUUUCGGCCACUUCUUCAGCCGAGCUCGGGGUUCGGAACCCUGUCCGCGAACGGCGGGGCUUCGCAACUGACUGCUUCGGGCAACGCGGCAGCGGCGUCGUCCUUCUACCAGCCAUCGGCCCGCCCCCCACCCCCGCCAGACCAGCCCUUGCCACCCCUUCCGCCGAUCACCCCCACCUCGGGCAUGAGCUGUUGGACUCAUCGACCCAGCUCCACGGUGAACCCGUACGCGGCGUCCUCGGCCGUGUCCAUGAUUUCCAACGGGAUGAAUGUGGGGCUAGGCGGAGGGGGGGCCCCUAUGGUGGCCAGUACGCAUACCGGCCCAAAACUGGGCCUUACGAUUGGCCAACUUAUCAUCCACUCGGGAGCAAAGAUCACCCUUGAAAACCGAUGUUAUCACAAUCUAGACGGCUCAAUGGCUGAGUACGCCAGUGCCUCGCUCAUCAGCGGCCAGACUGGUUACCCAAUGCGCCCCCCGUCCAUCCACGGCGGUUCAGGCGGACUCAUCUUCGCACCUUCUCCAACGGGAUAUCCGACCGCCCAGCCACCCACCAGCCAAGACGUCUUCCUCCAAUCGAUGCUUGCCGCCACGACCAAUGGGAAUGCAGCCACCAACGCGGGUGUCUUCCCCCUCAUGGUGUCCUGUUCAAGCGGUUUUGGCGAUGGGGCAAUGCCGCCCUCCCUCUCCGUCUUCCCAUCGCACUCAAUGAAUGGCCCCUUCGACACGCUUAAAUCCAUCGACACCCUGCCACCGCAUGAGGACAUGCGGUGA
Messenger RNA from Mesocestoides corti, 828 nucleotides. The record is from the annotation of a GenBank genome assembly. Lineage: Eukaryota; Metazoa; Platyhelminthes; Cestoda; Cyclophyllidea; Mesocestoididae.